CCUACCGCUGUUCAUUUAUGCGUAUGCAAUGUGAGUUAUCAGUGAUGACAACAUGUAGCCCGACGGCGAUUCAAACAAACCGAUGGAUUCCAGCGGCUUGAUCGGAAUUGGACGGAACCAGAAGUGUGUUCAGACUUUAGGGACCACCAAACAUCUUAAUCAUAUUUUGCUGAGUCUUCGGACGGGCAGGCCUUCGGACUAGGGGACGGUCACCGGUCUCGCAAUCGUUAUGAAGAGCCGCGAGCGACGGAUGAAGAAGUAUGAAGUAUGGGAAAGGACUAUCGAUGACUAAAAUUUCCAAUAUGCCUUGUACAACUAAGUAAAGAAGAUUUACGAUUAUCGCUAAGAUGGAUAAGCACAGGACUUGAUGUAACGACAGGUCUCCGUUGUUCGCACUUUGUCCUUUUAAAAGCGGUUGCGGAAUCUGCUGCUGUUCAUUAUGGCGUUCUCUCUUUACAAGGGCAUACAAUGUUUUGAAUUGCAGACUAUUCUACCUAAAACAUUAACUUGUGAUAUCUGCAAAGAUUUGAUAGGUAGAAUGCCUGCAUCGGAAGACAUCAAACUUGAGUAAACUUAACUUGAGUAAACACUCUCAAGACAAAGAAAUGACAAAAGCCAUAACUUUCCAAAAACUCGGAAAGGUUGUCAACGAUAUUGCCAUAUUGCAUCCAGACAUUGGUUCGCGUGACGUUAUUUCCCUCCUGGCUUGUGCUAUCAUGUGUAUCAAGCCAAACUGUUCUACAAUAAAUGUACUGGAGGACGAUGAACGUUUUGUUUGUCAAAUGAGUAAAAAGAAGGGAACGUGUAUGGAAAAGGAGGAGGAGGUGUGCGCGUAUCCAAGCGCUCGAAUGUAUGAACGUAAGAGCAUGACGUUGAUUACAUACACACUUCAUAAAAAGCGACCAUUUAUACCCCCACUCAUAAUUACCAAGCGGGAUUUUAUGUGUUUCGAUCGUAAGUCUGGCGGAAUAGUGGUGCUAAAACAACCAUCUUCGUCACCCUUUUGGAGAGUACUGGUUUAUAAAUUGUCUAACAAAUCAUGCACUAUUCAGUACAACACGAAGUUUGCGGAUAGGCCAUUUGACUUCGUGUUUCCUCAUGGAACCUAUAAGCACUUUAUCACAUUUGCUUGCAAAAACAACAGACCACGAUUUCUGCUCUAUGAAUAUACGCAGGGUUCGUUCUUGGGAAAAAUUGCUGUUCCCAAAAAUGAUGUUUGCUCCAGGGCAGGAUUCACUAGACUAAAUUUAGUGAUUGACAUACAACUGUUAGUCGUAUGUAUCGUCCGUGGUCAUCUUAAAGCAACUAUAUACGACCCCGAAGAAAUUCACAAAGAUGGGAGCUUUACACUCAAUCUCAAGAAUGGAAUUGCAGUCCCUUUGAGAAUUGGGCUUAACCUCAUGAUUAUUUAUGGUGAUAUCUACCAUUUAGGGCUUGUACGCAAGCGGAUUAAUGUGUUUGCUUAUCGAUUGAAGAAGAUAUACGAAUCUACCAGAUAUAUAAUAAAGCUGGUGAAACCAAUCAGCAUGAUAAGCAGGUUUUACGUCAAUCCAUGGAACGGUCUCUUCUUUAUCUUCCAACUUCCUGGGCCUACUGUCAUUGCAAUGAAAGAAACAUAUGGACCGAAAGCAGGUCUACUCUCUAAUGGAUCUGGCGACAUGACAUUUACGGAGAUUAGGGCAACUCUUCACCCUUAUUCCAACGAAACGUCACCCGAUAGUUUCAUAUUUAAUCCGUCGGAUGGGUCGCUUUUACAUCUUGUUGAAGGUCGACGAAAACCCUCGGAAGUGCACCGGCUAACGGAAGUUGAGGUAUACAAGAUUAUCGAAGAGUUUUGAAUAAAAAACUGAAUUCUCAGAAUAAUAAUUGACACUUUUAUAUACUCUACACUCACCGAUCGAAGACCGGUUCAUUAACCGGUUCAAGCCCGCCCCCAUGAAUACGCAUUGAACAUGCCAAUGUCCCUUCAUACUGAUUAGCUCAAACUUGUCGGUCUUCAGGUUGUGGUAAGUUGAUUGACAGUGGUUGGCAUUGGGAAUGAACUAAUCGCUUGUGACCUUUCCACUGGAAAUCUAUCGGUGGUUAUGGUGCAGUUGAUCAAUAGCCCUGUAUUUUAGCCUAGGUCUAUUGGCAACGAAUCUUCAAUGGAAGACAUCGCAUUGAUAACAAGUAAAAUCUAUAUGGGUCGGCCAUUCUGAACUCACACUGUGAAAUUGAUGCAAAGGCGAGUGGCAUAACCAUCAGACAAAUUGGUGCCGCACAUCAAUUUUCCAUCCCGAUUGAACAAGAACGACAAUGCGCAUAAUAUCUAUUCACAAACGGCCUUAGAUCAGUGGGUCCAGAGGUAUGUAUCAUCCAGACGAGAUAUCACAAUGAGUAACAGGAUAUAUGCUGUCGCUCUGUAAAGAAUUAUAACAUUAAGUAUUCGCAAAUCCAGCAAAGUGCAAUAAUUGCAUGUACGUACAUGUAUAUUACCAAACAUUGAGAUUUCGUCUUUAAUCCACUUGAUAUUAUUUUAGUUGCAUAGGAUUACCAAUGCACCAACGCGCCAAUCGGGGCAUGCUUCGAUAAUAACACAUAGCCUCAAGACGACCCGACCAGAUAGAUUGAUAAUCUACAAUCGGCGUUCGCUUUCAGUGUGUGUACGUUACCGCGUACGCUGAAUCUUGUCACUAGUUUUCUCCGAAAUAUUGUCCUAAUGUUGAAUAACAGCAUUAUAGACUAAAGAGUCACCUUUUCAUUUUAGGUUACACACGUCCUCAAAUACCAUUCGGGUGGUGUUCGCCCCUUCAUUCCACCUAUCCGACAGCAUAGGAAAAAUUUGAAUGUUCAAUUCCAUCCAACCCUUCCUCUUAUAUUUGUUCACUACACCGAAGAGCCAGUGCCCUGGGAAAGGGCAAUUUUCUACCGAGUAUGCCAGAACGAUAAGAUUUACCGCGUACAUUAUAACAAUUCUUAUUACAUGCAUGGCAAUAUUCUCCUAGCUUCUCAUUAUGAAAUCCACUUUCCUUUCAAAAUGUCAGGAACAUCAACAGUUUACAGUCGUGCAAUAAAGCUGUACGAUUUCUCGGCGGGUAAAACGGCAGGCCGUUUGAUUUUCCACACAGGAGCAAAAUGCAUUUUCAAAACUAAAGAGUUAUAUUUGUAUACCCUAGACAUGGAAAGCUUCACACUACUUUGUCAGUCAAGAAGUGUCAAGGUAACUUUUGUUGUGACGCAAUAUAGCAGCAUCUGGACGAAGGAUGAUGAUGGGAUGGUUUUGAGAUUGCUACACAAUGAUACAAGGGUAAUUACACUCCGACAAACCGACAAAGCAUUUCACAAUAUUCUGCUAGAAUCUGAUGCCUUGACAGUCAUAACACGUACGAGUUAUAUGGAAUUUGUCAUAUUACGGAACGUACGAAACGGUCUGUCAAUAAAACAGCAUUGUACUCUUUUAGUUCAAAACAUGCGCUGUCUCAUUCCUGUCCACUAUCAUCAUAGAAUUUUCGUGGCAAAUUGUGAUUUAUGUCCAUCACAAUUGAGGGCCUUCAAAAUAAAUUGUUUUGCAAGCAGUCCUUUAAUAUCUUAUUUAAAAGGCGAUAUUCUCAGACAAUUAUCUGUAGAAAUAUACGGGUCAGUUCGCGUCAAUAUGACACUAUUCAAACAGUACAGGUUAAUGGUUGACGAAGAAUUGAAUAUGUUGCAAAUAAACCGUCAACAAGAUACACUAGGGCGCUCUGAAUACAAUGGAAUUAAGGUAUUAAGUAGGAUGUUAUAAUAAACAUCAUUGUUAGCUAUACAUUUUUCAUAGCUGAAUCUGUCUGUCGGGUUGAAACCUUCCUCAAGUUCAUUCGAUAGUCAGGAGCAACUUUUUACCGGAAAACAGUUCAGGAUUUAGUUGUCGCCGUUCUGAACGUGAAGCCGUCACUGCCACGCAUCACAACAUUGACUACAUUCUCAUGAAAACAUAGUGUAAAACAAUGAAGUUCACUUUGCAUACUGUGUUCAUGUGGUUUAUCAUAUGAGUCUUUAUAGUCCUCCGAGCAGAAAUCAAAACCGAUUACUUGGCCCAGAGAACUGUGUUGCUCACAGUCAAACUAAUGAGUUCACGACAAGCGUCAACAACAUUCAAUGGAUUCAUGUAAUUGUGCCGGACAGGUUCAGUUAAGUAACAGGGUGGUUGUGCCGAUUAGUCAAUAUUUCAUCGGACUAGUUGACUUUUUCCCAUAUUUGUGACAGUCGAGCCAGUUGCAGUUUAUCUAGUGUAGAAUUUGCAAUGUGUUGGGUUUUAAGACCGAGGCCGCGGCUCAUAACAAUCCUUCCCUGACCAUUUACAAGCCAGUUGUAGUCUAUCUGGUGAAGAUUACGCAAUGUAUUAUGUAUUAAGAUCGGAGCCAUGGUUUCCCAGCAGUACAUCCCUCACUAUUUACAAGCCAGUAUUUGGUGGAGAAUGGAAGAUGCAUUGUGUCUUUAUGAGCGAAGUUAUGGACUCACAGCUUCCCUCACUGUUCGCAAGCCACCUGCCGUCUUUCUGGUGACGUAUGCUUUGUGAGGAACAAAGCCAUGGUUUCUCAACAAUAAUCAUUUGUAUAAUAAGCUAGGGUGCAGAGGGAGGCUAUAUUUACUUAUACAUGAGGUUUGAUGUUGGCCACUAUCGAAACAACUGCCGGAGAUUAGUUGAUGAGGGUUGGAGGAUGUAUGCCUGACGAACUCUGACAUGGGUAGCCGGUCCAUGCCUUGUGAGAUGCUGUUAAAAGUAUGUCGUCAUCAACUCACAAUUGCCUUCGUUCUGUAAGUAACCUGUCGGACUCCACACCUCCACAAUUAGUCUUGUUCUAACUCGCUUCCCCUUCUUUCUGGCCAAUGUAACCAAGAGCAGAUUCCCAUCUCUAUCAAGACUCAAGCAUCGCAGCCUUGAUUUGAAAACAACUUUCCGGUUACCCAGAUAUGUCUGUCCAGUCUUAAGGCUAUUUAUAGGAAAUUUCCUAAAAUUGAAUAAGUCUACCCGUAAUUCGGUCACCAACCAAAGCGCACUUUGGCACAUAUAUGAGAAAAAGCGAUUCCGAUUCCCAACCUCAACCAGCACAUUUGGUUUUAAUGGUCGUUUCCCUCGAUAGUCUGGUAUGCAAUUAUAUGCAAUUGUGGCUUUCGCCGAUAGAAUAUAAAAAAAACACUUUCUGGUGAUCCAGUGAAGUCUGAAAAAAAAGGUAUUCGCCAAAAGUAUCGCAAUUUUUGUCUUAUUUUUCAGCAAGACAUCAUCACCUAUAUUUUCGCAGUUAUAGAUGUCAACGAAGCUCCUUGUCGCUAGAUGAAUAACAACAUAUUCUCCCGUUUCUGAAAAGGUGAAUUGAAGGAUCUGUGACCAAUAGUAUGUUUGUAUUUGGAAUUUAAUUCUUCCAGAGAUUCUUCCUUCACUAGAAUCGAAGAGUAGAUACCAUUUCUUGUCAUCAUUUGCAAGUAUAACAUACUGUGAAUAAUUCGGUGUCAUUAAAUUGCUUUUCAAUAUGUUAUAGGUAUAUUUUUUUCUGUAGCUUUCCGAAGAAGUGUCGAAUACAUAGCCUGUGAUGACAUGAACACUCGUAUUGACUCCGUGUUUUCGGUCGUAAAUGACCUUAGAUUGAUAUAGAAGCCAUGUCCCAGUGGCAGGAAUUAACGUUUUACUUAUCCACUUGGUGGCCGCAGAGCCCAGUUGUCUAAAUGACCGUGACUGGCAGUAGCUAAAGGAUAUUGGUCGGGAAUGCUGUACAUUAGAAAGGAUGAAAUAAGCACAUGAUGCUGGCGCUAAAGUUGUUUAUAUACCUCGUUAUAGACCAUACAAACGACAUUGCCCAUGUGGGGCUGAUAUUAAUAGUGAGAAAACUUAUAUCUAUUUUGACUUGAUGUUUGUGAGAGAUUUACAUGACAUUUAACACGUUUUCAGCUCUUUACAACUUUUUUUUAAAAAUCUGAUACAAAUUGUGAGCUUACAUCAUUUUGUAUUUUCCACAUUCAUUACGACCUUUGUCACAAUAGGUGUUCUUACUAAGAUGACAAAAGUAGCCAUGGAUGCGCUUCACAAAACACCGAGUAAUUCUGUGUAUAAAAGUCAGACACUAAAUGAAAGUUAAUUAAAGCCAACAAAAAUAAUCCCUAAGGCAGAUUA
Lineus longissimus is the source of this 6124-nucleotide messenger RNA. RefSeq lists its product as uncharacterized. NCBI's taxonomy places the organism in Eukaryota, Metazoa, Nemertea, Pilidiophora, Heteronemertea, Lineidae. The transcript is spliced from 3 exons. The record is from RefSeq and is a predicted model, not a curated record. Bases 606 to 1838 code for a protein of 410 amino acids.